Molecule: messenger RNA, 485 nt
Organism: Salvelinus namaycush (lake trout)
Lineage: Eukaryota; Metazoa; Chordata; Actinopteri; Salmoniformes; Salmonidae
Product: tenascin-like
Exons: 2
Coding region: 31-450 (139 amino acids)
Molecular function (GO): protein binding
Source: RefSeq, a predicted model, not a curated record
GUCAGAGAGUCUGCUUUGCCCUCGCAGGCCAUGGGCCGCACCCUGCCUGGAGCGGCUCGCGCCACAGUUAUGACUGGCCUCAAAGGGAGUACAACCUACGACAUCAAACUCUACGCUAGCUCCGCUGGACAGAAUACACAGCCCCUAUUCGCCGUAGUCACCACAGAGGCAGUCCCACAGUUGGGCCCAAUAGCUGUGUCCGAAUCUAGCCCCGAUAACUUCACCCUGUCCUGGGGCACAGUGGCUGGUCACUUUGAUGGCUUUGUCAUCCGGGUCGGCGACCCUGAACAGCUGUUUGAUACACUGGAGUUCACGCCGUCUGGCGAGGUCCGUAACAUUACAGUCACUGGCCUAGUGGACGCCACUGACUAUGACAUUGAACUGUACGGUAUUUCUCAUGGGCGCCGCACCCCUUCCGUUUUAGCCCAUGCCGUCACAGGUACUAUGUAAUUUACUCAAAUCUUACCACUUAUUUUGAAACACUG